AUGUCAAACUCAGUUGAAUCAGAUGGAAAACACGUUCCAUUCACCAACCCGGAUGGGAAAGGCUUCGGUGAGGUGUAUGACUUGGAUGAUGCUGUCCUGAGGGCCCAGGGCCAUGUGGCUGAGCUAGAACGAUCAUUCUCCUGGGCUGGAGCAAUUGGCCUGGCCUAUAGCAUCAUUAAUUCGUGGCUUUCCUAUGCUGCCUGCUUUGGGAUGGCCCUCGGUUACGGGGGUGGCCAAACUGCUGUUUUUGGGUUAAUGAUCGCUUCGGCAGUCCAGUGGAUCGUCCUUCUGGGGCUGGCUGAACUGUGCUCUGCCCUUCCCUCUUCUGGUGGUCAAUACCAUUUCACAUACAUUGUUGCUCCACAGUUCUCAAAGAACUUUGCCGCCUACACGGUUGGCAUCUUUAAUGUGGUGGCAUGGUGGGUAACCACUGCUUCAGGGAUUAUAUACACGGCUAUAUCAGCCUUUGGGAUUGCGAAGUUCUGGUAUCCGGAAUUUGCCGGCACGCAGUGGCAGGUGUAUCUCUGCUAUGUUCUUGUAGUGAUUGUGACACUUAUUCCCAUCUUCACAGUUCCACAGAAGCACAUUGAUCGGCUAACGCAGACGGCCAUGUAUUUGUCCGUUGUCGGUCUCCUCCUAGUCAUAAUAGUCUGCCUAUCCAUGGGUAGAGACCACUACCGUCCCACCAAUAUUGUCGAAUACCAUGGAUCUAGUGGAUGGGGUCCUGCACCGGCGUGGCUUAUGAGUAUUGGCGUGGGCCAGUACUGCUUUGCUGCGACAAGCGCAUGUACCCAUAUCGCCGAGGAGAUGCCGGAUCCUGGACGGAAAUUGCCCCAAGUCAUCAACAUGACUAUGUUCAUUGGCGUCCUCACAGCUGUACCCUGGAUUGUGGUCAUGGCCACUGUGAUCACCGACCUGGAAGCAGUGCAGGCAGCAUUUUUGCCUAGCAUGGAGAUUUUUUAUCAAGCAACUGGGAACAAGGUCGCUGCUACAAUCCUGCAGGCCUAUCUAACUUUGCUUUACUACACAUGUGUGCCCAGCCAGUGGAUCGCCUCUAGUCGAAUAGCAUGGGCAUUUUCACGAGACAACGGCCUUCCCUUCUCGUCCUACUGGAGCCACAUCGACCCAGUUCGCCAAAUCCCAAUUCGCACUACCCUACUAGCGGCCGGUUUCUGUCUUAUCUACGGCCUCCUCUACGUCGCGUCAACCGCGGCGUUCAACUCGAUCGUGAACACGGCAAUCCUCAUUCUGAAUAUAACAUAUACCGUCCCACAAGGAAUCCUGGCUACUUGCGGUCGCCACAGACUACCCCGUCGGCAUUUCGACCUAGGGCCCGUUGUCGGGUAUGCGGUGAAUAUCUUCUCAGUUCUCUGGUUGAUCAUCAGUGGGAUCUUCUUUUGUUUCCCAGUUACGGUGCCUACAACUCUGGGGAGCAUGAAUUAG
Molecule: messenger RNA, 1443 nt
Organism: Aspergillus nomiae NRRL 13137
Lineage: Eukaryota; Fungi; Ascomycota; Eurotiomycetes; Eurotiales; Aspergillaceae
Product: GABA permease
Exons: 7
Coding region: 1-1443 (480 amino acids)
Biological process (GO): amino acid transport; transmembrane transport
Cellular component (GO): membrane
Molecular function (GO): transmembrane transporter activity
Source: RefSeq, a predicted model, not a curated record